UACUCGCAAACAUCACUCGCCUUUCCUUUGCCUUUCAUCUCUCUCUCUCUCACGAUCCCUCAUUAUAUUUACGUGUAAUCUUCUCUUAUUGCUUCAGAUUCCCUCUAAUACAAGGCAAAAAGUGUGUGAACAUGGGGUUACAGGGUCAGCUCAACGACGUCUCCUCCGAUUCGAUCCCUCUCCUACUCGUCGCACUCAUCGCCAACUGCUUUAACUCUCUCCGCUCUUUCCUCUUCGGCCUCCUCCAAUCCACCGGUAUCUACCGAUUCGGUCCGGCUCACGUCGAGGACGGCCUCUUAGGCUCAGGCCUGGCCGGUCUGAUCGUGCUCGCGGAGCAGCUCAACUUGAACCGGCUCUUUUCAUACAGGUAUUGCUGUAAUCGUGAUUGUGGUAAUAAGUGCGUGGUGUGCUUAUCGAUGCUUAGAGAUGGAGACCAGGUGCGUGAGCUCUCUUGCCGACAUGUCUUCCACAAGGACUGCUUCGAUGGAUGGCUUGAUCAUCUCAAUUUCAAUUGCCCUCUUUGUCGGUCUCCGCUUGUUUCAGACGAGCGCGUGACGGUCACGCGGAGACGCGUCGGUGAAGACCUUGUAGCGUGGUUUCCUAUAAGGUGACGUGCCAUGUUUUGAUGAGGAUGAAUCGUAGCCAUUCAAUGAAACUACGACGCCGGAUAGAUUAUAACGGGACGGUGACUUAACAGACGGUGGGGGCAAUUAUGAAAUUGAAUUUACCUGCUGCUUUUUUACUUUUUAAAUUUAGGAGGGUGGCAGUGUUGACCGCGGCUUUGUUUUUCAUGUUUUAAUUUUUCCGGGGUCUUAUUGUUUUUUUACCAGAUGUAAAGUUUCUUUGCCAUCUGUUUGUUUUAGAAAUAAGGAUGAGAUGGGUUCUCUAGUAUUGUAUAAUAACCUUAUGAUUAGGAAUUUAGGAACUCUAUUAUAAAACAAAAAAAAGUUGAAAUAAAAGAAAAGUAAAGUAAUGUCCUUUCCUUUA
This is a messenger RNA of Tripterygium wilfordii, 987 nucleotides long. Its product is annotated as E3 ubiquitin-protein ligase RHA2A. The transcript has a single exon. Gene Ontology annotation, biological process: protein ubiquitination. Bases 132 to 611 code for a protein of 159 amino acids. Lineage: Eukaryota; Viridiplantae; Streptophyta; Magnoliopsida; Celastrales; Celastraceae. Gene Ontology annotation, molecular function: ubiquitin protein ligase activity. The record is from RefSeq and is a predicted model, not a curated record.